Molecule: messenger RNA, 1780 nt
Organism: Pieris rapae (cabbage white)
Lineage: Eukaryota; Metazoa; Arthropoda; Insecta; Lepidoptera; Pieridae
Product: trypsin-5-like
Exons: 1
Coding region: 3-812 (269 amino acids)
Biological process (GO): proteolysis
Molecular function (GO): serine-type endopeptidase activity
Source: RefSeq, a predicted model, not a curated record
AAAUGCAAGAGGCACUCUUUUUGUAUUUGUGCAUACGAAUUAGUACCACUUUCGGGAGUUCUUCUGAUCUGCGAAUAUAUGGCGGGCGAGACGCGCAGCUGGGGGAAUUUCCAUAUGUAGUUGUUUUGGGACAUCUUCAUGAAGACAAUAAUUUUGAACUCACAUGCAGCUGUAGCGCCCUAUCACCCACCUGGAGCUUGACGGCCGCUCACUGUAUGGAUUCAAAUGAGGCGAAGGGUGUCAUCGCGUAUGGAGAUAUAAUACCAGGACAAAAAUUUAACGUUUCAAAGGUUCUCAGGGUUUUUCCGCAUCCGGGCUACAAAAGCGCAGGAAACGCCGAGGAGUAUGAAACGGGUAACUGUUACGAUAUUGGCCUUUUGAGGACAAAUAAAAUCAAAAUAGCGCAAUAUGGUUUGCUAAGUGCAGUUGAUCACACGACAAUCACCGGACAUGAAGUGAUCGUAGCUGGGUUCGGUGUUACCAACGGAACAAAAGAUUUCUCCGGUGCCAUCGCCGCAAAUAAGACUUUGCAGGUUUUCAAAGGGAUGAUAAGCAGUUGCCUGGAGGAGGAUUUCCUUUUGUGUUCCCGAUUGUGUGUGUCUCCGACGUGUAAACAACCGUCCUUGAUUUGUGGGGGUGAUUCGGGAGGACCUGUGAUUCACGCGUCUGGCAUAGUGGGUGUAAAUGGUUAUCACAACAUCGAAUGUGAAUAUUUUACGGACGAUCAUUCUUUGGCGCAGGGCUCCUCUGUAGUUCAGGCAGUCAGCCCAGUGAUUGAUUGGCUGACUAAUACUAUAAACAGUCAUUCCUAAUUUUCCACUUACACUAUUACAAAUUACUGUGACUUUUCUCAUACAAAUAGAAGAAUCAUUUUAUUCCAUGAAAAUUAUUGUUGAGUAAAGCUGAGAUGCAAUUUAACCUUCACGCUCAUGUUUUACUAUGUCGAUAAAUCAUCACACGGAUACAUUAAUAGUGCUCGAUAGUGACGGACGGACGCACACAAUGCAUAUAAAAAAGCCAAAGAAAACAUUACAUAUAUCACUCGUACAGGAAUCUCGACAGAGCACAAGGGUUGGGACUUUUUUAUUCUGCAUAUUUGUACCCUUGCGCCUCUUGAUCCGUGGUUUGGGUUUAGCCGGUCGGGAGGCAGUUUUACCGCGGUUAUAACAUAAAUAAUUACUAAGUUCAUAUGACUUCGGAACCUAUAGAAUUAAUUAACACAAAUGUGCAAACAAGAGAAAACGUUUGUAGAUUUUUCUUACUUCUUUGUAAUCAAUUUCUCUCAAAAAUGAAAAAUACCUACCUAGAGGCGAGAGAUGCACGCAUUGUAACUAAAAUAAUAAAAACUAUUAGUAUUUGUUAUGAUUAGAGAAAUUAUUAGUAGUUGAUGUAAAGAGAUAGAUAUCACUGUAUUUGAUUAAGUUUCAAAAGGAUCAGAUUUGUACUAUAACUUUAAGAGAGGAAAAGAAGAGAAGUUAUAAUAAUUCCCUUAUAAAAUCAUCUAUAUUAUAUAUAUAAAACAGUUUAUUUAGGUACGUAUUACAUUCAUGACGUUGUCGAAAACGGGGAGGUCAAAUUAAAAGAUGGGAUGACGAUCUACCAAAAGGAUGGAGAAGGUCUGCCAAGGAUAGAGAGACGUGGAAACAAUUGGGAGAGGCCUAUGUCGACAGACAACCUGACCAAAGCGGUUGAUAAUAAAUUAUUAUUUUCGCUAUGUAUAUUAGAUUUAGGAAUACCACUGUUUAAUAAGAAUAGCAUAUAAGUUAAAAUGGUCAGUGAA